UUAGCAAGGAUUGUUUCAUUUCAGGAAUAAGCAACUUGAAAGUUUGAAGGUCGAGAUAUGUGCCACUCAAGGUUUGAGGUGUUUUGUGUAAAUGCUUACAUAAGUAUUUUAUGCAAUCAAAGUCUUUAUUAUGGUUUUCUGUUUUAAUUUAGUACUAUUGGGGCACUCAAAGAUAUAUUUUUGAUAUCCAAUCUAUGAGUGGUGACAUUAAGUAUAAUCUGUAGUCUCUUCCAAAUAAAUAUCAUGGGUAAAAUUUAUGACAAAUUAUUGAUUUUUACACAUUGUAAUUCUAUAACCCUCCCUCACAAUUGCAAAACCUAAACCCUAUGGUCAAAUUUUAACAAAUAUAAACCAACUCCACAACUCUAAAGAAGGUGCUAUAUCUAAAUAAUAGCUCAAUUAAAAUAAUUUCUCUCGUUAAUAACUCUUAGUAUGGCCUCAAUCUCAUCUAAUAGAUUACUCUCACUCAAAGAGCUUGCAGACUUCAUGAAUCAACUCUCAUUCCGAUGCCUCUGGAGUCCACUCAAGGUGAGACUCAAGACAAAAUCGAUUCAGUAUUAUGAGAUGCUAAUGCCUCCAUUUCACCCUCCUAGAACCUUAAAUAAGAAUAACAAUAUUGGUUUAUAA
Messenger RNA from Moneuplotes crassus, 627 nucleotides. Lineage: Eukaryota; Ciliophora; Spirotrichea; Euplotida; Euplotidae. The record is from the annotation of a GenBank genome assembly.